CAUGUCACAUAUUAUAAACUGCCAAAUCUACCCCCAAAAAACUAGAACCAGAUGUUAUAUUGAUAAGAUUACUAUACCUCUAGAUCAUUACAACGGCCAACGUUGGCUACUUGAGAAUACUUGUCCUAAACCCACAUCCAAACACGAACAUAGUUCUGCCAGUCCUCCUGCAGGGGGCGCGCUGGCGUUCUUGAAAGGGGGUGUGCCCUCUGCAAUCAGCAUUGGACAGCAGCUGCGUGCUGCUCCUCAAACAUCUUUAAAACCUGCUGGAAACACACGGACACGCACUCGUUCACCUGCUGCUGAUAACCGAGCGAAGAUGUUCUGCAGACGGGCAUUGCAGCGAGUCGGGCCGCUGGCACGGAGGGCUUUCAAACCGACAUCCAGAAAUGCUCCAGUGCGACACAUGUCCUUUGGGGUGCCUGGUGGCUCCACCAACAUGGCAUACUUUGUCCUGUGUGGAGGAGGCCUCACUGCUGCAGUUGUUUAUGCCUACAAGACAGUCAGCGGGGAUAGUGAGCCCCAUGAGGACCGACUCGCCAGCAUGGCCCCGACAGAAAAGGCACCAGAAGUAGCAGCUCCUGCAGCUGAACCCGCCCCAGUGGAGGAGGCAGCGCCAGCCCCCGAGGUCGUCGCAGAGUCGGUCCCUGCUAUUGCCGAAACCGAGGCUGCUGCCGAACCUGUCAUUGCAGAGUCUGUCCCUCCUCCUGCAGAACCAGUAGCGGAGACCGCUGCCGAACCCAUCGUCGAGGCUGUGUCUGAAGCAGCCUCAGUGGCCUCUGAGGUGGUCGGUGCGGAGCCAGCAACAGAAGAAGCUGCUCCACCUGCAGAGGCAGAGGAGGUCGCUGUCGCAGAGGAGGUCGCUGUCGCAGAGGAGGUCGCUGUCGCAGAGGAGGUCGCUGUCGCAGAGGAGGUCGCUGUCUCAGAGAGUGCUGGUACGGCAGUAGUAGAUGAAGCCCUUCUUGCCCCUCCUGCUCCCGCUGCUGAAGCAGAGACUGGCUCUGCAGCCCCAGAGGCUAACGUGGCACCUGCUGCAGAGGUGGCUGCAUAAAGCUGUGAUGGUGCCUAGAUUCCCAGGAAAUAGGUCUUGGAGUUAGUUGUGCUGUGUCCCACCUCUGAGCCCAGGAAAAAGGGACUCAUGAAACCCUAUUGUGAUAAAUGUGGGUAACGCUUCUGGUUGUUUUAAUAAAUACCAGUUAGGGGUUCAUUAGUCCAGUUUUUGGGCUCCUUCCUUCCCUUAGCCCAACCUCCAGACCCAAACCACAACUUUGGUAUUGGGCUGUGUUUUAGAUUCAGUUUGGAAAAUUCCAUUUCUAUAGGAAUUUUUUUUUUUAAUAACCAGAGCAAAUCCAAAUUAUGGUUUGUAUGCUGUACAGUUAAGAGGAGUGUUGAACUAGGUGAUAAAAGGGAUAGAACUGAGUUGAUGGCUAAUGUUGUUCGAUAUGCCUUUUUUGCUUCUUUUAUACAGGACAGCCUCCCAUUUCUUUGCCUUAUCAAUGUCAGCACGGUGAAUGAAUGUAGCCCAUCUUUGAUGUCUUGUCAACGUUUGCACUUGGUUGUCAGCUAUAUGCUUUGAAUCAUUGCUUAGGUUAGCUUUAGUCUGCAAACCUUAGAGAUGGAACACAGUCACUUGACCAAAAACAGUUUGCUCUUUUCCUGGUUGCAGCUCGUGUCUAGUUGUCGUCAUAAUUUUCCUUAUGACCAUAUAUUCUUCCUUACACAUUCAAAUACUUUGGAAGUUUCCCAGCCAUGAAGCAAAUACUUUUUUUUUUUUUUUGUCUGUCAAACUUACUUCUCCCGUUUCUUUCUUUGAAAUGUGAAGUCUUUCAGAAAACGCUACAGACAUUUUAUUGUCAUUGAGCAAGUUGCCAUUAUGACUAAUGCAGUUUUCAAAGAAUAAAACAUCACUGGAUGAGAAGUC
Cyclopterus lumpus (lumpfish) is the source of this 1921-nucleotide messenger RNA. RefSeq names its product fibrous sheath CABYR-binding protein-like. The transcript has 4 exons. The coding region runs from base 2 to 1051 and encodes 349 amino acids. NCBI's taxonomy places the organism in Eukaryota, Metazoa, Chordata, Actinopteri, Perciformes, Cyclopteridae. The record is from RefSeq and is a predicted model, not a curated record.